AUGCACGCAAGUAUUCAAGCUAACAGGAGCGUCGUAACGAUCAAGACCGUUACAGCGUCGGGAACAGCUGAAGCAGCCGAAAGUAGAAGCUCUGACCCCAAGAAUGAUAUAGUUUCAGCAUCACUACCCCCGUGUAUACUCGCAAAGGCAAACAUAGAUACGAACCCCUUUAAAAGAAUUACCGGUAUGGACGGCAGAGAACUAUACACAAGAAUCAUCGAUGCAAAAGCGGUGGAGCUCAUGACGCCCACAGGAGGCGAAUGGACCGAUAGACUCAUAUCCAAGGAUAGAGCCGACAAGAGGUUGAUGGAGAAGAAUCAAGGCACUAUCCAAAUAAAACGACCAGGGAAUGGGAUUAGCAAAUUUGCCUACAAAGUCUUAAUGCCUGAUACAGCAUGGUAUGAAGCGAGGCAAGAGCAGGGCUUGAAAUAUGGAGAAGGUGGAGUGAAAGAGGAUAGAGGUGAUGACGAUGUCAUGCUCUUUUCAGUCUUUGAUGGUCAUUCUGGAUCAGGGACAGCUCAGCUUCUCAAAACAGCCUUUCAUGCUUGUUUGGCUUAUGCUCUCGGUCAAGCGAAGCUGUAUUCUGAUGAUGUCAUGAACUAUCCGGAAAGAGUAGCCCAAAUCAUCAAAAGCAGUUUCAACGCAAUCGAUGAUGACAUAGUCCAAGCACCCCUGAAGCUUCUAUAUCCAGAGUUGGAAUACAAGUUAAGUGGUUGUCUUCCACCUCAGCCACCGUCAAAACUCUGUGGACCUGAACUGAUCCCGUCGGGUUCUUGUGCGCUUAACAUGAUAUACGAUGCCACCUCACGGAGAGUUUACGUAGCGAAUUGUGGCGAUUGUCGAGCUGUGGCUGGAUGGUGGAACCCUAAAGAGAAGAAGUGGAGAUGUGAUAUAUUGACUGAAGAUCAUAAUGGACACAAUCCAAAAGAGUGUGAUAGGAUCGACAACGAGCAUCCGGAAGAAGAACGUGGACAUAUCAUGAAGCCUGUACCUGAGAUGCGAAUGUUCGGGCAAUUACAGCCUACUCGAGUCUUUGGUGAUCAUGCGUAUAAGUGGAGGUAUGACGAUUGGGUCGAACAAGAAAGUCCCCAAAGGACAUUCAAGAAGGAAGAUCGAAAAUUCAGGAAGACACCACCUUAUGCCACAGCCGAGCCUGAAGUCGUAUGGCGGGAUUUGCAUGCUAAUGAAGAAGAGGAAUUGAAGUUUGUCAUUCUCGCUACUGAUGGCUUGUGGGGAAGAAUGACCUCUGAAGAGGCGUUCUUACUGACCGCAACGACCUACAACUACUCGAAAUUGCAUAAUCGCCAGAUCCACGAUAAGAAUCAAAUCAUGGAAAAGUUCUUUCCUGGAUUUCUUGAAAAAAUCGACUGGGGCGACCAUCCAUUUCCCACAGAGCAGCUGGAGCUUGAAGGUAGCUGGGAUCUGAGGAAUGAGAACGCCCCUACUAGAUUGGUUAGGAAUGCCUAUGGCGGAAAUGACGUGCUUGCCAGAAGACAGAUCUUAAGUAUGGGACAUGACGUCAAACAAAUAAGGGAUGAUACGACUGUUCUGGUGGUCCAUUUCGGCGUCGAUCUUCCUAAAGAAUAA
Messenger RNA from Kwoniella botswanensis, 1587 nucleotides. RefSeq lists its product as uncharacterized. The coding region runs from base 1 to 1587 and encodes 528 amino acids. The record is from RefSeq and is a predicted model, not a curated record. Gene Ontology annotation, biological process: protein dephosphorylation. Gene Ontology annotation, cellular component: mitochondrion. The transcript is spliced from 7 exons. Gene Ontology annotation, molecular function: [pyruvate dehydrogenase (acetyl-transferring)]-phosphatase activity. Lineage: Eukaryota; Fungi; Basidiomycota; Tremellomycetes; Tremellales; Cryptococcaceae.